AUGGACUCCAGCGAAGACGAAUUUUACAGUAUAUGCCUAAAUCUCACCAGUGAAGAAAUCGACAGCCUCGGCGGCUGCAACUACAGCGCUGAAUUUGAGAAUGGUGAACUACUGGAGAAAGUCGUUUCUAGGGUUGUGCCGAUCUUUUUCGGUUUCAUCGGGAUCGUGGGCUUGGUCGGGAACGCACUGGUUGUGCUGGUGGUCGCUGCAAAUCCUGGUAUGCGGUCGACGACCAACCUGCUCAUAAUUAAUUUGGCCGUCGCCGACUUGCUCUUUGUGACCUUCUGCGUUCCUUUUACCGCCACUGAUUAUGUGAUGCCACGUUGGCCCUUCGGCGACUGGUGGUGCAAAGUCGUCCAGUACUUCAUUGUGGUGACAGCACAUGCGUCUGUCUACACUCUGGUCCUUAUGUCGUUGGAUAGGUUCAUGGCGGUCGUACAUCCAAUCGCAUCCAUGUCGAUACGAACCGAGAAGAAUGCGUUACUAGCUAUCGCUUGCAUAUGGGUUGUCAUAUUAACCACUGCUAUACCGGUGGGGAUAUGCCACGGGGAAAGGGAGUAUUCCUAUUUUCAUAGGAACCACUCGUCGUGUGUAUUCUUAGAGGACCAUGGAUAUAGCAAAUGGGGAUUCCAGCUCUCCUUCUUUUUGUCUUCCUAUGUAGUGCCGUUGGCGUUGAUCAGCGUCCUGUAUAUGUGCAUGUUGACCAGGUUAUGGAAAAGUGCCCCUGGUGGCAGGGUAUCUGCUGAAAGCAGGAGAGGAAGGAAGAAGGUGACCAGAAUGGUCGUGGUAGUUGUUGUAGUUUUCGCCGUCUGCUGGUGCCCAAUUCAGAUAAUUCUCCUUGUGAAAGCGCUGGAUAAGUACACGAUCACAUACUUCACGGUGACCGCACAAAUCGUGUCGCACGUUCUGGCCUACAUGAACAGCUGCGUCAAUCCUGUCUUGUACGCGUUUCUGUCCGAGAAUUUUAGGGUCGCUUUUAGAAAGGUGAUGUACUGCCCUCCGCCCUAUGACGCUGGGCGGCCGCAGCCCACAAAGACCACGAGGACCGGCAACGGGAACUCCUGCCAUGACAUAGUC
Molecule: messenger RNA, 1077 nt
Organism: Iphiclides podalirius (scarce swallowtail)
Lineage: Eukaryota; Metazoa; Arthropoda; Insecta; Lepidoptera; Papilionidae
Source: the annotation of a GenBank genome assembly